UUUUUUAUUUUUUUCCUUUACUUUACUCAUAAUCAUUUGCUACAAAAUUAUUAUAGAGUUUUCUUUUUGUCUCAUUGUGAACCAUUCUUCAAUCUUUAUCAUUUUUGAUAGAUUAGAUCUCUACAAAAUGAUUAAUCUUGAUCAUGGCUUAUUUACACUUUCUAUGUCUUUCCAACAAUUUUGGGUUGUAGCUUUGUGAAUUUCUUCAAGAUAAGAUGGGAGAGACAACAGCAUCAAAUUCUGCUUUGCAAGUGUCUGUUUCUUUUGGUAGAUUUGAUAAUGAUUCACUGUCAUGGGAGAGAUGGUCUUCAUUCUCUCCAAAUAAGUAUUUGGAAGAAGUUGAGAAGUGUGCUACACCUGGAUCAGUAGCACAGAAGAAAGCUUACUUUGAAGCUCAUUACAAGAAGAUUGCGGCCCGGAAAGCCGAAUUGUUGGCUCAAGAGAAGGAAAUGGAGAGGGAGUCUUUCAGAUCAGAAGAAAAUAAUGGUAUAGAUCUGAGCGGUAAUGGUAACGGUAACAGUAACGCCUGUGAGACUGAUUCGGAAUUCGGUAUUUCUAACACUCAAGGUAGUUGUGUCGAGGAGCGCGAUGAGCAAGAAAUUGAAGUCAUCCCGGUUGGUGAAAUCGAUAGGAGUCAUGUGGAUGAUUUGAAGGAGGAGGAAGUUGCGGUUUCGGUAGAUUACCAAAGUUCAUCAGUUGAGGUGGAGAAUAAAGAGGUGGAAAGUGGAUCACAUGGUUCAUACAAGAUAGACGAGCCUGUAAAAGAUGUGUGCAUAAAACUAGAAGAAAUUCUUGACGUUGAAGCUGAAGAUGUGAAGGAAAUUUCACAUGUUGUGUACAAAGAGACAGAAAAGGCUUCACAAGUUGAAGAAAAAGAUGUGAAAUUGGAUCAUCCAAAUAAAUCUAAGGUUAUCCCUGUGAAUAGGGAAAAUAAUGCAGCCAAAACAAAGAAGAAACCGGUGGCAGCAAAAUCUAAGGCAUCUCAAAUUUCGACACCAGUGGCAGCAAAAUCUAAGGCAUCUCAAAUUUCGACACCGAGAUAUUCAAAGCCUACAUCAGCUCCAACUAAAACAUUGGCAUCUGCCGCUUCAACUAAAAAGGGAAAUCCGCAGUCUUUACCUAGGAGACAAGUUACUUCUAGUGUGGAGAACAAAAAAGCUGCGACCAGAUCUUUGCACUUGUCGAUGAGCUUAGGUCCAAGUAAUCCUGAACCAGUUCCUCAUACUACUGAUCCAGUUCCUCAUACUAUGAGGAAAUCUCUCAUUAUGGAUAGUAUGGGGGAUAAGGACAUAGUCAAACGAGCAUUUAAGACUUUCCAGAAGAAUUUUAACCAGCCAAAAACUUCUGGCGAAGAAGACAAAUCUUCGGUAAUAAAGCAGGCUCCUUCAAGGGGGAUUGCGUCAAAGGUUCCAACUUCUACAACUUUGCGGAAGGAAAAUGGAAGGCCUGCUACCGUUGAGAGGAUGGAGAAAAGAAGUGGAAGUGUUGUACGAACUUUGGCCCCGAAAAGUGACAUUAAAUCAGAGAAAGGGAAAGCGUCCUCAAGAAAAAUAGAGGAAAAACCUAAUACAAAAGUGGUAGAAAGAACGCGUCUCCAAACAAAAUUGAAGGAGGAAAAAGAGGUAGAGAUGAAAAAGCUAAAGCAUGAUUUCAAGGCCACACCCCUACCAACUUCUUAUCGUGGUCAAAAAGUAUCAAAAACUCGCGCAGAAAAGGGAGAUGCCAAGACUGAGAGCCGUCGAUAGCUGCACAGGUGGAGAAGGUAAAGAGAGGAGUAAAUGAAUAGAGGUUAAACACACCAGUGUGUCUGGUAGUAUGUGUUCAAAGGAGAAGUUGAUUUCAACAAUAUGAUAUUCUAGUUUAGUAUGCAAUAGUGGAACAGUUGAGCAAUCUUCUUCUAGUUAAAUAGGGAGCUUAAUUAUGAACAUUCUGAGGAGUAGGAGGAAGGAGUGCACAUCAUUUGUUGAUGACAAAUUUCUUCUUCGCACUCCUUCCAUGAAGUUUGAACUAGAAAAUAAUAUUGUAUAAUGUUUUAAUAAUAUGAAAAAUGCAUAUAUUUUCUUGUAAUUGGUUGCAUCA
Messenger RNA from Medicago truncatula (barrel medic), 2079 nucleotides. RefSeq names its product protein WVD2-like 7. The coding region runs from base 216 to 1745 and encodes 509 amino acids. The record is from RefSeq and is a predicted model, not a curated record. Lineage: Eukaryota; Viridiplantae; Streptophyta; Magnoliopsida; Fabales; Fabaceae. The transcript is spliced from 8 exons.